This is a messenger RNA of Mycena citricolor, 1293 nucleotides long. Lineage: Eukaryota; Fungi; Basidiomycota; Agaricomycetes; Agaricales; Mycenaceae. The record is from the annotation of a GenBank genome assembly.
AUGCCCCGCAGCAACACGAAAGCCCAAGCUCAGCAAUUUGCCGAGGAUGAAGCGGAACAGCUACUGCUGGCUUCCAUCUUAUUCUUCGACACUUCAGACGACGAGUUUGAACACGAACAGCUGAAGGAGUAUGAUGAAUGGGAUGCUGGGCUGAUCACGGAUGGUUAUAGCGAAAUCUUGCAGCUUGCGGGGUUCCAAUGGUCAGAUUUGGCCGAGUGGAUCUCUGCUGAGGACAGAUCGAGAGGCCCUUAUAACCAGAUCCCCAAAUCACUCGAUUUCUUCUCCGUCUGCCUACAAGCACCUGAUCGAGAGUUCAGACACAUGUUUCGUAUGGGCCGCAAUACUUUCGAUUCUCUGGUUGCCAUGAUCUUUGACCAUCAUGUCUUUCGACCACGAAAUGCCAGAGGACGCCCCCAGCGACAUGUCAAAUACCAAUUAGCAUGCUUUCUCAUCCGAUACGGUGUCUCUGGAUCCGACACCUUGUCUACGGCGCAGAAGCUUUCCAUCGGACACGGGACCGUCUUUCUGUACUGCGGGAGGGUUAGAAAGGCACUGAGAUCGCUGCGGCCUCAAUAUCUGUCUUUCCCGGAUGGCGAUCGUGAUGGCUGCCUCGUUAAUUUCGAAGAAAUCCCGCUAGUUCAGGGGCCUCAUUACAUGUCUCGAAAGCGACGAUUCUCGACCAAUGUUCAAGCGACUUGUGAUCACGAGAAGAGAUUCACCUCUUAUGAGCUCGGAUGGCCCGGCGGAGUUCCUGAUGUCAAGGUUUUCAAACAUUCGGAUCUUUGGCUCCGGCGUAACCGAUACUUUGGCCCACAGAAUUAUCUUCUGGUCGAUAAAGGCUAUCCAAGUACACCGUACACCAUCCGACCAUUUGACGAACCAGAGAUUGCCUCUGCUUCGACCCAGGACAGAUCUCGCAUGCACCGGUUCAAUCACCGACUCUCUCGUGUACGAAUUUCGAUCGAACAUGCCUUUGGAUUGCUCAAGGCCCGCUUCCCAUCCCUGCGAAAUUUGGGUCCGCAUAAAGACAUUCAAGACGUGUAUAAGACCAUUGAAGUCCUCUUGAUUCUCCAUAACAUUUGCCUUGAUCUCCAGGACAAACCCGAAGAACGUUGGAGCAUGCGCCCAGUAGAUGAGCGGAGCGAGGAUGGCGAGCCAGUUGGGGGAAUACAAUCCGAGGAAGAUCGUGAUGAUGAGGUCCCAGAACACGAAACAGACCAUUAUUUGAAGAUUGCGGGUAGAGCGCGACGGUUGCGAUGGCUCAAUUGCCUGUAUCCGACUCCCGAUGCUUGA